AUGAGUACCAACAACUGCAGACGGAAAACUCACGCAGGAGAGGAAGUGGAAAGGGCGGAGAGUAAGGGGUCAAAAGAGUCAAAGGUAAGCGGGAGGAACGGGGCAGAGACCUCCCAGGAGUCUCCAUCCUCCAUCCAGAGCCAACAACCCUCCUUCCCCUGUAAGGUCUGCAAGUCAUUCAGGCACAUGGGAAAUGUCAACGUGCAUGUAAGAGUGUACACGCAGGAGGAGCUGUACCUCUGCAGUGUGUGUGGUAAACAGUGCCGGUCCUCAGAGGAACUGACAGGAAACUAUGAGAUCCACAUCGGGGAGAAGCCCUACCGCUGCCACUCCUGUGAAAAGGGCUUCAGACAGGCAGGAGAGCUGAGGGUCCACACAGGAGAGAAGCCCUACCACUGCCACUCCUGUGAAAAGGGCUUCAGACAGGGAGGUGAGCUGAGGGUCCACACAGGAGAGAAGUCCUACAAGUGUUCUGAGUGUGGGAAAAUGUUCAUCUCGCCACUACACUCAGAAUCCAUCAGAAGAUCCACACAGGAGAGAAGCCCUAUUGACUGCGAGGUCUGUAGGAAAUUCUUCACUCAGAAGGUUCACCUCAACGUGCACAUGAAGGUCCAUGUAAAGUCCAAAUAG
Messenger RNA from Oncorhynchus keta (chum salmon), 630 nucleotides. Its product is annotated as zinc finger protein 675-like. The transcript has a single exon. The coding region runs from base 1 to 630 and encodes 209 amino acids. The record is from RefSeq and is a predicted model, not a curated record. Lineage: Eukaryota; Metazoa; Chordata; Actinopteri; Salmoniformes; Salmonidae.